Molecule: messenger RNA, 1718 nt
Organism: Macadamia integrifolia
Lineage: Eukaryota; Viridiplantae; Streptophyta; Magnoliopsida; Proteales; Proteaceae
Product: eukaryotic translation initiation factor 4B3-like
Exons: 2
Coding region: 169-1377 (402 amino acids)
Molecular function (GO): mRNA binding; translation initiation factor activity
Source: RefSeq, a predicted model, not a curated record
CCAAUGGGGAAUAGAGUUGCCCAUUUUGAAAAAAAAGGAAAGUGGGUUUUUUUAGAGAAAAAGGAAAGUUUUAGGCACUGCAGAACGGCUGGGGUUAUAAGAUCAAAGUCCGACAACGUCACAUACAGAUUAGAGCAUUGAACUCAAAGAGUGAGAAAUAGAGAGAGAAUGGCGACCGAUUUAUCAUCUGCUUGGUCGAAACCAGGGAAGUGGGCACUUGAUUCGGAAGAACACGAAGCCGAGCUUCUCGAACAACCACAACAGCAUCAGCAGAAGAACACUGAGAACGGCCAAUUUGAUUUCCCAUCCCUGGCAGCCGCUGCCGCCACCACCAAGUCCAAGAAGAAGAAAGGCCAAACCAUCUCUCUUGCCGAAUUCAGCACCGGUAAGCCGGUCGGUCCGGGCACCGGUAAAGCUGCUCAAACCACCAUACAACUCAACCGUCUGACCACUGACGAGCUUCUCAUCCUUCCCACCGGACCCCGCGAGCGUACCGCCGAAGAACUCGACCGCUCCCGCCAUGGUUUCCGUACCUAUGGCCUCAACGAUGGCUCCGCUCGGAAUAGGUAUUCCAACAGUGACGAUUCUUCCAACUCGAAGUGGGGCUCUUCUAGGGUUUCGGAUGAGCCGCGUAAAAACGGCGGAUUUAACAGGGAUUCUGCUCCUUCCCGUGCUGAUGAGAUCGAUGAUUGGGGCGCCACAAAGAAAUUUACGCCUGCUCCCGCGUCUGAGCGGAGGGAGAGAGCUGGCUUCUUUGAUUCCCAGUCUAAGGCUGAUGAAUCUGACAGUUGGGUGUCCAAAAAGAGCAACACACCUUCGGAAGGUCGCAGAUUUGGCGGUGGAUUUGAGAACUAUAGGGACCGGCGAGGAGGUUUCGAUGCAGUUCUGAAAGAGACAUCUAAUGGAGGAGGUGCGGAAUCAGAUACUUGGGGGAGGAAGAAGGAAGAAGGGACUGGAGGUGUAAGUGGACCUGGAAGGCGGAGACUUGUUUUGCAGCCUCGUACUUUGCCGGUGAAUGAUGAAGAUCAGCAGCAGCCAGGGUCAGGAUCGACGACGAGAAGUAAAGGUUCCAACCCAUUUGGAGAAGCUCGACCAAGAGAGGAGAUUUUGGCGGAGAAAGGACAAGAUUGGAAAAAGAUUGGUGAACAGCUGGAGUCAAUGAAACUUAAGGAGAUGGGUUCCGGGAUUCAUGACGGCCCGUCCUUGGGGAAGAAGAGUUUUGAAAGUGGGAAUGGAAGGGCAAGUCAACCUGAGGAUCAGAGUGAGAGAAGUUGGAGGAAGACCGAUACAGAUACAGAUACAGAUGCAGUUGAUGUUCCUACUCAAAGUGCUGGCAAAACCGAGGAGGAGGAGGAGGAGGGAGUGGCAGAAGAAUAAGGAUGAGAGAUGUGAACCAACAGUACGGCAGAGGCAGGGUGUUGCAAUCCAAGCGUCUUCCUUGCUUCAUCAUUCAAAUUGCUUUUCAUGGUUACAGUGAAGUGAAGGAUGGAGACAAUUUUGGUAGUUUUUCCUUUUGAUUUUUAACUUAGCUCUGUUAUAAUAGUGGCUGUACUGUGUAGUAGAGACAUCACUAGUGUGGAAUGUUAGGCAUGAUUCUUAUUAUUUAAAAUUUUCAUUUUGGUUUCAUGUGUUAAGCGUGAUAUGUGAAGGAAGGAUUUUGGUUGUUCUAACCCUGAAUUUUUUGUGGAGAACUAAUUAAUGUGUUAUUGUUCAAGAGA